Molecule: messenger RNA, 645 nt
Organism: Lodderomyces elongisporus
Lineage: Eukaryota; Fungi; Ascomycota; Pichiomycetes; Serinales; Debaryomycetaceae
Gene: EIF4E
Product: translation initiation factor eIF4E
Exons: 1
Coding region: 1-645 (214 amino acids)
Biological process (GO): translational initiation
Cellular component (GO): eukaryotic translation initiation factor 4F complex; cytoplasm
Molecular function (GO): translation initiation factor activity; RNA 7-methylguanosine cap binding
Source: RefSeq, a predicted model, not a curated record
AUGUCUGAAGAAUUAACUAAGAAAACAGAAGACUUGUCGUUAGAUUCCAAACAAGAGUCCGCAGAAAAGACUGUUUUUGAUUCCAAAGAAGAAUUCACCGCAAAGCACCCAUUGAAUCACAGAUGGACUCUUUGGUAUACAAAGCCACAGACUAACAAGUCUGAAAACUGGCACGAUCUUUUGAAACCAGUGAUUGCGUUUUCGUCAGUAGAGGAGUUUUGGGGUAUCUACAACUCGAUCCCAUCUGCUAACCAAAUUCCAUUAAAGUCAGACUACCACUUGUUCAAAGAAGGUAUCAGACCCGAGUGGGAAGAUGAGGCCAACGCCAAAGGUGGUAAAUGGCAACACGCAUUCCUGAAAAAGGAAGGUAACCCAAUCAUCAACGACUUGUGGCUUAGAGGAUUGCUUGCCGUUAUUGGUGAAACCAUUGAAGACGACGAAGAUGAAGUCAACGGAAUUGUUAUCAACGUUAGAAAGCAAGUUUACAGAAUCGGUAUCUGGACCAAGGACUGUGAUGAGUCGAAAUUAAGAACCGUUGGAGAGAGAUUAAAGAAAAUCUUACAAUUGAAAGACGACCAGCGAGUCGAGUUUAUCUCGCACAACGCAUCGAACCAAAAAGGUGCUGAACCACAAAUUGUCUUGUAA